AUGAAAUACAAACCCACGCUCAUCAUCCAUGGAGGCGCUGGCGCCCUCUCUCGAUCCUCUAUUCCUCCCCACCUCUACGGCCAAUACCAUACCUCCCUCCUCACCUACCUCCGCUCGACUCGCGACCUCCUCAACUCCGGCUCCUCCGCCCUCGACGCCGCCGUCCAUGCCGUCUCCCUCCUCGAAGACGACGAACUCUUCAACUGUGCCCGCGGCAGCGUGUUCACCUCAGCCGGGACCAUCGAAAUGGAAGCUUCGGUGAUGGUCACGUCGAUGGAUAGUCCUGGUCCUGGCUCAACAAAACGCGGCGUCGGCGUCAUCGGGCUCCGCAACGUACGGCAUCCGAUUCAACUCGCGAGGGAAGUUCUUCUACGGGAUGGGCUUGGGGAGGAUGAUGAUGGAGGAAGCAUGCACGCACAGCUUUCUGCGCCUUAUGUCGAAGACCUCGCUAAGCAGUGGGGUCUCGAGUUUCAGCCCGACGAGUACUUUUGGACAAAGAGACGGUGGAAUGAACAUGUGCGGAAGUUACGUGGACAGGGACAGGGACGGAAACAGACUGCUAAGCAGGCUACUUUUGUCUCAGAUUCCAAUGCUGAUGAUUCCACGUGCGAUGUCGCUAUAGAUUCGGAGGUAGAGAUGCGGUCGGAUGGCAAGAUGUUCGACCUUGAUCUUGACCUAAACUCCCUCCCCCAAGGAACAGUCGGCUGCGUCUGUCUCGACCAGUACGGCAACCUAGCCGUCGCAACAAGCACCGGCGGCAUGACAAACAAGCUUCCCGGACGAGUGGGCGAUACCCCUACGUUAGGGGCGGGAUUUUGGGCGGAGCGAUGGACUGAGUCGUCUCCUUCUCCGCCUAAUAUACUAUCCAUGGAGGAAGAGGAAGAGACAUCGAUGUCCUGGACCGCUUGUCUCCCUUCGUUUCUACGUUGGAGUUACCGUCCUCGUUCAUUUCCAUUGGAGAAAUAUACCACUAGACAGAAGAAAUAUACCGAUACAGAUACCGAUCUCGAUCCCGAAGCGCAGAGACAUAGACCCACAGCCAGAACCCCAUCAGAACCGGAUCUACCAUCACCAGUUUACGAAGAAAUCGAAAAACAGCUUUUGAUCGACUCUCCUCCCUCAUCAUGCAGCACCUCCUCCGUAUUGUCCCUCCCUCAACCACAACCUCCGCCGCCACCGUCCAAUUCCCUAUCAAGAUCCAGAUCCAGAUCCAGGUCUCAAACCGUAGCCGUCGCCCUUUCCGGCACCGGCAACGGCGACUCCUUCCUCCGGACCUGUGCGGCGCGCACAGCCUGCGCUAUGGCUCGCUUUUCACCCCAUACGAUGCUUUCCGAAGCAGUUAGGGACGUAGCCGGGCCGGGUGGCGAGUUACAGCGUUCCGCCGGGACAAAAUGGGGAAGUGGAGAGGGGGGGGGAGGGAUUAUUGGGAUUGAAGUGAGAUGUGUUACGAAGGAGGACCAAGGGGGAUAUAGAGAUGGGGAGGUGAUUGGACGGGGAACCGUGGUGUUUGAUUUCAAUUGUGGGGGGAUGUGGAGGGCUUGGAUAGAUGAGGAUGCGAUGGGAGGUGAGAGAGAGAAUGUGAUGGUGUUUAGAGAGAGUUAUUAUUAG
Molecule: messenger RNA, 1608 nt
Organism: Aspergillus affinis
Lineage: Eukaryota; Fungi; Ascomycota; Eurotiomycetes; Eurotiales; Aspergillaceae
Product: isoaspartyl peptidase/L-asparaginase
Exons: 1
Coding region: 1-1608 (535 amino acids)
Molecular function (GO): hydrolase activity
Source: RefSeq, a predicted model, not a curated record